Toxotes jaculatrix (banded archerfish) is the source of this 3108-nucleotide messenger RNA. RefSeq names its product protein disulfide isomerase Creld1 (gene creld1a). The record is from RefSeq and is a predicted model, not a curated record. The coding region runs from base 132 to 845 and encodes 237 amino acids. Gene Ontology annotation, molecular function: calcium ion binding. NCBI's taxonomy places the organism in Eukaryota, Metazoa, Chordata, Actinopteri, Toxotidae. The transcript has 6 exons.
GUUUUAGUCUGUAAUCACACACAAGGGCGCCAGGCGAGUAUGACAAGUGCGUCUCAGAUGGAUUCACUGCGUUGAAACUUUACUAAAGACAGCUCAGAGUAGGUCGACAGCACUUGAGGGAGAUAGGACAGAUGGGAAAAAGAAUACUUCCCAGCAACCUGCUCCAGGCUGCUUGGCUGUGUUGUCUGUUGGCUGCUCAGGUGCACAGCUGUCCUGGUACCUGCAGUAAAUGUUCAGGCCCAGAAAAUGACCAGUGUGAGGAAUGUAGAGCAGGAUGGAUUCUCCAUAAUAACUCCUGUAUAGACAUCGAUGAGUGUGGCACCGAACUGGGCAACUGUCCUCCCACCAGCUACUGCUUCAAUACAGAGGGGUCCUUUGAGUGCAGAGACUGUGACCCUGCCUGUGUGGGCUGUAUGGGUAGCGGACCAGCACGCUGCAGAAAAUGUGCUUCUGGGUACAGACUGACAGGGUCCAAGUGUUUGGAUAUAGAUGAAUGUAGCGACAGGGUACUCGCCUGCCAUGGUCUGGAUGAGAUUUGUACCAACACAGAUGGCUCUUUCCGCUGUGACUGUGCUAAAGGAUUCAUCCGUAAGGACAGUGUUUGUGUGAAGAAGCAGCUGCCUAGUGUUCAGGAGAAAGGUCUGUUUGAGGAUAUCCAAGAUGAUGAGGUGGAGGUGCUGCAGCAGAUGUUCUUCGGGGUGGUGCUUUGUGCUCUGGCCACACUGGCCGCUAAGGGAGAUUUGGUCUACACUUCUGUAUUCAUAGGAGGAUUGGCAGCCAUGGCAGGGUACUGGCUUUCUGACAGGGCAGACCGUUUCUUACACAGCUUCCUAAAGCGACCUUAAAGCUCACAACUGUUGCAAAAAGGACUUAAACAUUUCACAUGGAAGAUGCACCAGCAUGCUCAAGCGGGUGAAUUGUGUGCAUUCACUUGUGUUAUGGACAAUAUAGGUUAUUUAUAUGAAAGAAUACCUUUUCUAUACUAUGUGAAAGAUUCUUAUUACACCAACACUUCUCUCUGUGUUCGAAAAAUUAUCAUGGCAAAUUAACAACAACAGUGUAGAACCUGAGUUUUAUUAUUAUGUUUUAGGAGAGUCUUCAUAAUAGUCUGCCUUGUUAAUGAAAUUUAGGUUUUAGAUACAGACGGCCAGAACAACUAACAAAUCAAACUGUAGUUUUCAGCCACAGCUUUUUAUUUUUUUUGGUUGACUAUGCAUAUAUUAUUUAUUUAGACUAACCAGGAAUAAUCAUGAUUCUUUCACUGCAGUUUUUAUAAGAAACUGAACUAAACUUCAGUUGUCAAUGUGUAUGUUUGCACUUCACAGCAGUAUCAUACAAUGCAUUCAAUACUUUUACUGUUUGUAUUAGCAAUAGAAAGCUAUGAAGAUAAAACUGAUUUUACAUUUAAAUAGACAAUCACAAAGACAGAAAGAAAGUCACCUUUAUUUGAUGGAUAUAAACAAGCUGGCCAACACUCAAUAGUAAUAUUCUGAUACAUCACAUACAAUAGCAAACUGGGGCACUGAGGACAGCCUCCUAGGAUUUAAAAAACAGAAAACAUUACAGAGUAUCCAUGCUUCAUUCAAAACUUUUACUCAAUCUCGCUUUUUUUUUUUUUUUCUCUAGGGACUUCCUCGGAUGAAGCUUUUUUUUAGAUAGAUUUUUCUCUUGUGCAUUCAUAACACACACACACACUGGCAUACAGACACACCCAGAAAUCAAUAAAUGCAGUUGUGUGUGCACACACACACCCACACUCAUACCCAUACGCACAGACACACACACACUCGUUUUCUGAAUACAUUUACACCAGCAACCCCAAAAGCAUGCUGCACUCUCACAAAACUGCACAGGCUGUCUACUAAGGGGACACAGUAAGUGAGACACACAUCACUCUCAAACACAACAUCACACCGUCACAAUGCACGAUGCAGAUGCAAUUAAUGUAUGAAGAAUGAUGCUUCAUGGGAGAUUAGCUCACGUUCACACAAGUAAUCAUUCAGCAUGCUGGACACUCACAUUUAACUUGUUCCUAGGUCUUUACUGUACAGCUCAAAACAUUUACUUAUACAAAUAGCACAGUCUCAAACUGGCAUAUUCAAUAAAUAAAGCUAACUUAAAUACAAAAAUGAAUAAUAAAAAAGUAAACACAAUAUUUGUUCUGUCAAAGAAAAAAAAUGUUUCUGGCAUUGGUCACAGUGAUUUGUUUAAUCCAAAGUUUUUAGCGACAUAAAACAAAAGAAAAACAACCUGUAUACAACAAUAAAGUGAAAAUGUAUGUUAGGCUUUUCAGACUUAUUUUUUCUUUUAAAGGCCUUUUGAAAAUUACUGGUGAAUCUACAGGCCUUUCAACUCAAGUCUCUCUACACGGCUGCUUCUAGGCACAGAUGCAGACUUGACUUUUUGACUCCACCUCACACUGAAGUGCGAUGUCGGUCAUUCAUAACCAGGAUUAGUCUUUAGUCUAAGCCCAGGAAACCAGCCCCAGCCUCUAAGCCCUGUGUCUCCUAAACCAUUUUGACACAACAGUUGAGAAAUCGCUCUGCAUAGAGAACAGGAGAUUAUCCUUACAUCAUCACUUUCAGUUGGCACAUUAUGUAAAAAUCUGCAUGCAUGGGCACAAUUGAAAUGUUCCAUGUUGUCUACCAUGUAAAUCAUAUAUGCUAUUUCAUGGUAGGAGAACCCCCUACUUCAAGUAUUCAGUAGAUAAGGACCUGAAAAUGGAGGAUUUGUACUCCGCCCCCCUGAUGGUGAAGUGAGAAGAUUUUCGCUCCUCUGUCUGUUUGCAUUGUCGUCCCUUCUUUUUUUUUCUUAAAUCUAAAUCAGGACCUUUCUCUUAACAUUUGUAAACACAAACACCAACGUUUUCACACGAUCUGUUAAUUCUUAGUCGGUGACAGGAGCUGUAAAGGCUCAUGGAGGAAGCAGACACAUAAAAGAUGAUGCAUGGAUCAUCUCAGUUUGUGGAAGAUGGGGAGAUGGAAGGACAUUUAUAUACAACAAUCAACACUUGGCCAUAGUAGGGCGACACACAGGCACCAUGAGGGGGGAGGAAGAGGAAGUGGGGAUAGUAACAGUCUAAUUAAAUUUUCCACUAUACUGUAACAA